Metopolophium dirhodum (rose-grain aphid) is the source of this 1854-nucleotide messenger RNA. RefSeq lists its product as uncharacterized. Gene Ontology annotation, biological process: axon guidance. Lineage: Eukaryota; Metazoa; Arthropoda; Insecta; Hemiptera; Aphididae. The record is from RefSeq and is a predicted model, not a curated record. The coding region runs from base 922 to 1533 and encodes 203 amino acids. The transcript is spliced from 3 exons.
CAUUGCCGUCACGUCGCCGUCACUGCGCGCGCCGUGUGCCGACUUGCUCUUGUCACCGUUGCCGUCGUUGUCGUACAACCGUCGUCGUCGUCGUCUGGUCGCCGCGCGCGCUUUUUAUACCGCUCUUGGCGAAUGUUUACCUGUGGUUAUAAAAUACCCGAGUGAUAAUAAUAAUAAUAAUAAUAAUAAUAUUAUACCUGUGUGAUAAUAUUAAUAAUAAUAUUUGAAAAAAAUACAAAUAGAUAUUAUUAUUUUAACAGUAUAGUAUAAUAAUAUAAUAUAAUAAUAUACCUAACAAUAUCACACCGAUAUUAUUUUACGUUAUUAUUAUUAUUAUUUUUCGUCGUCGUUGUUGUUGUUGUUUUUGUUUUUGUCGUGUUCGUCGUCUGUAUAGUUGUUUUUGCGUUUCGUCGUCGGUUUAUUAUCUUUCGGAAUUUUAUCGAAAUUUUGACGGCCGAGUCGCGAAGUAGGUACCCGCGCAACACGCAAAAACAAACAAAAAAAAAUAACGAUUUCGCGCGCUCACAAACGGUUUCCGCGAUCGAGUGCCCCCCCAACGACAUUAUAUUAUAUUAUAUAAAAAAAAGUUAUUCGUGUCGAGUUAUUAUUUAAUUUUUCGAUUAGAUUUAAUUUCUUCUACGUAUUACGGUUUUUUUUUUUAUCCGUCGAUCGUGCCUAUAUAUGAAGCAUAGGUUUGACCGUACGGCGAAAGAAACCCUCUCGAAGACGACAAGUUUGUUCAUCGCACGAAAAACAUUAUUACGAACUUUUCGAAAAGCCGUUAGAUGUUUAAGCGUGCCGGUACAAUAUAAAAACCGCACUUACCUACCUUCACUGCAAGACAAUAUUAUUAAAGUCUGGGCCGUUCACGCCUCACCUACAGUGUCGUCAUUUUCACGUAUCGUUUUAUCAUAAUAAUAUAUGAUGGACGCCUCUCUACUGGCAUCAGCCACCACAACGGCCGCCGCGCACACGAUCGCCGCGGCCACGUCGACCACCGUGGUGGCCACGAUAGUCCGCAGUGGCCAGCGCAAUGGCACGCACCGUGGAGCAGUCAACGUGCACGGCCGACUCAUGUACGACGAGAUCGUCAUCAAUGACGUCUGGAUCAACGCCAUCCUGUCCACAUUGGCUCUGUCGUGCGCCGCGUGCGUCUGCCUGUGCUUCUUGUACUGCAAAAUCCAACAGUGGAAACAUGGAGUUCAGCGUAGGAGGAACGAGAAGAACUCGCGAAAGUAUGACGCCGACUCGCUGCCCAGCUACACGAUCGUCACUGGACUGCCCACGUACGACGAGGCAGUGGAGCGCAUGAACGGUGGCCACAACUACGGCGGCGCAUCGUCCACCCGCGACAACAAGCCGCCAUCCAAGCACGUGUCCGUGUCCGUGGUUCACAUCAGGGACGACGUCCCGACGCCACCGAAGCCCGACCCCAAGUUCGGGCUGGUGUCGCACAGCCUGUUCGUGCACGACGACGGGUGCAGCCACUGCCUGUCCGUCCAGGAGCUGUUGGAGACCUACAACGUGCGAUAGGCCUGCUGCACGUACGCCCGCCACCCCGCCCUCCGCCCUACACACCCAACCCCAUCCACGCCAAUCGCGCCGCCCAAUGUAAUAAUUUAUUUUGUUAUUGUUGUUGCUGAUAGAAAAUGUCAUCACGCGAUGCGACGUGUUAGACGCGUGACGUACAUGCGCUGUAGCCUACGAUUUUCCGCCCAUUUCUCGUCGAUUUUCAGUACAGUUCGCACGCCUAGAGUAUACAAGUGCAAUAUAUCAUAGGUAUAUUGUUGUCAUGUCAUAUGUACCAUAUAGUCUAAAAGCCGUGUCCAGACCUGUAUAAAGCUGAUGACGUAU